This is a messenger RNA of Linum trigynum, 1035 nucleotides long. NCBI's taxonomy places the organism in Eukaryota, Viridiplantae, Streptophyta, Magnoliopsida, Malpighiales, Linaceae. The record is from the annotation of a GenBank genome assembly.
AAUCAAUAAGAAGCAUAUUAAGAAAAUCUCUAAACUCUAUUCUCUCCCAAAUUCUCUCGACCUAUCUUCUCUCCCUGAUCCGGCCGCCAGCCAUUCUCUCCAAUUCUUCCCCAAUUCUUCUUCCAAAUCCCUAAUUCUAUCUUCUCAAUCCCUAAAUUCCCAAAUAUCACCCAAUACGAAUCCUGUUAGAAACUUUGUUUCUAACAUCUGGUAUCAGAGCCCGGUUUCGGAAGACGAGUUCAUCAAAACUCUUUCAGGGAUAGCUUCCUAUCUGAUCAAAUCCAGAUGAGUUCAACCGAUAUAUCGGAGCUAACGUGGGCUCAAAAGCAGGAGCGAUUAUGGAAGAUCGUGGAGUACUGGAAAUCAUACGCGUUGCGGCGUGAGAAAGCAGACGCGAAGGACGGCGGUAAUGACGCUACGGAGAGGCAGCAGCCGCCCACAGGUGUUGGCGGACCCGACGAGCAGCCGUCUCCGAUAAGCUCUGCGGCGGAUGACGGCGUCGAGAAGAGCAACAAGAACGAGAAGCAGCUGCUUUUGGCUAUUACCGCCACACCCAUCCACGACGGCUCAUCAGCAGCGGCCACCAUCACUGCGGCGGCACCACCAACACCGCUUGUAGCAAGCGAACAAUCAUCCAGGGUGAGGAACCAUAGCAAGUUUGAAAAGGCUCUUUGUGUGGUCGUGACCAAAGAAGAAGGAGAUCUCUCCUCUUCUGUUCUUGUUCCAGACAAGGAGAGCUUAAUCGUUCAUGGAGAAGAAUCCCAGACUGAAGGGUCGGAGAGGAGAUCAGUGCUGAACCAAGUGGCGAACUGGAUAUUCAGGAAGAAGGAGCCCGAUGGAAAAUCACCAUCGCCUACCUGCGACCGACGACGGGAAGUGAUGACGACAUCGCGUCGCUAGAUUGAUGCGUCUGAGCGCCGAAUCGCACGCGAAACGCGACGACAGGCUGCAGUUUCCGUUCCGCCGUCGAGCAAAGGCAAGACAAGAUUAAGGCUGGGCUGAGGGAAGGUCCACCAACAAAGACGAAGAAGAUUG